Messenger RNA from Capsella rubella, 1453 nucleotides. RefSeq names its product ethylene-responsive transcription factor CRF1. Gene Ontology annotation, biological process: regulation of DNA-templated transcription. The record is from RefSeq and is a predicted model, not a curated record. The transcript has a single exon. The coding region runs from base 339 to 1262 and encodes 307 amino acids. Gene Ontology annotation, molecular function: DNA-binding transcription factor activity; DNA binding. Lineage: Eukaryota; Viridiplantae; Streptophyta; Magnoliopsida; Brassicales; Brassicaceae.
AUUAACUUUUUCUUUUCUCUGCAUAAAAUUUUUUCCCAGGAAUAUUUCUUUUAAAAAAUCCAUUCAUUCCUAAACAAGAUAAAAGCAUCUCUCUCUUUUUUUCCCCUUUCCUUUGCUUAACUCACCAAACUCUGAUUCCUUAAGCAUAUAUCAAAGCUCUCUUCUUUUUUUCUUUCAACUUUCCCGGGAAAAUCUUCUCUCUUGUUUAAAAAAGCAUCAAUCUUUUUUUGUUUCUCUUUUACUUUUCCUAACUUUUUGUUUAUAUAUAUAAACAAAACACACGAACGAAGAAAGAAAGAAACACAUAAGUUAAUAUUACAACAGAGAGAGUUUUGAAAAUGGAGACAGAGAAGAAAGUUUCAUUACAGAGACAGAGAGAGCAAAGAAUCAAGAACAUAGUCACAACACAACCAAGAAUCUUACGAAUCUCUAUGACUGAUCCUUACGCUACAGAUUCAUCAAGCGACGAAGAACAAGGUUUUGAAGCGAUAUCUAGAAAACGACGCCGUGUCAAGAGGUACGUGAACGAAGUGGUUCUUGAAUCGGUGUGUGAUGAUAAAGAUGACAAGGCGAUGAAGAUGACGAAGAAGAGGAGAAGGCAGAGUGUUGCUACUCCUCCGGUGGUUGUUACAUCGGCGACGUCGAGGAAGUUUCGUGGUGUGAGACAAAGACCGUGGGGGAAAUGGGCGGCGGAGAUUAGAGAUCCGACAAGACGUGUUCGUGUUUGGUUAGGUACUUAUGACACGGCGGAGGAAGCCGCCGUUGUUUAUGAUAACGCCGCUAUUCAGCUACGUGGUCCUAACGCGCUUCUCAACUUCCCUCCUCCUCCUCCUCCUCCGGUUGAAGAAGAAGCUGAAGAAACGUCAGAUUUUAUCAGUAGCGGCGGCGGAGGAUGUCUUGCUUCUCCGGUUUCAGUUUUACAGUCUCCGUUCUCCGGCGAGUCUACGGCGGUUAAGGAGGAGUUUGAGUUUCCCGGUGUAUCGGCAAUGGUUGAAGUGAAGGAAGAGCCUUUGAGUACUGUUUCGGGUACGUAUACGGAUUUUUCGGAGUCUUUGUUCUCAGUCGACGAGUUUUUUGGUUUUCCGACGUCGAUGACUGAUUGUUUCGGCGGAGAUUUGUUCGGAGAGGAUCUUUUCACGGAUAUGAGUUUCGGAUCCGGGUUUGGGUUUGGGUCUGGGUCUGGAUUCUCUAGCUGGCACGUGGAGGACCAUUUUCAAGAUCUUGGGGAUUUAUUCGGGUCGGAUCCUCUCUUAGCUGUUUAAAACUAAAAGGCGACGUUAAAAGAAGAAAAAAAACACCGGUCGUUAUUCAACGGCGUUAGGUGAAGUUUUGUUACCGGCGGAGAUAUUAAAAUUAUCGGCGAUUUUUUAAAUAAUUAUUAUGAAUAAUUUGUUAUAUAUAAUUAUAUAUUCAAAAUUUUAACUUAAUUAAUGGUGAAUUUUGGUGUGCACUA